CGCAUGGCAGAUGUCAUGGUGCUUUACUUAUAAGCCAUUUCUCUAGCUACGCGAGUGCGAGGGCAUCAUAAUUGGAAAGCGUAAGAAAGGAAGGCAAAAGCACGUGGUUCUUGGCCUGGGCUUCCUGGAGGUGGUGGUGCUGGAGGAAUGGGGCUCGCUUUAAGCCGGAGCGCCUUUGACCCAUUACCGACCGAAACAAUCGUGGCCAUUUUUGCGAACCUGGAAUUCCCCUCAAGACAGCACGCUGCCCUUGUAUGCCGGCGAUGGCGCAACAUCCUGCAGGAGCCGCCCUUUCGCCGCCACGUGGCUCCGGGUCAGAGCCUGAGUGAGGCCCUUCAGGCUUGCAACCCUGGCGACACCCUGAUUUGUCCUCCUGGGAUGUACCAGGAAACCCUUCUGGUGGACAAACCAGUUCGGCUUGUGGCUGAGGACCAUUGGUGCGAGAAGCGAGCCACCCUCAACCCCACCCUUCACCUGCAGUACCCGCAGAGUGGCGGGCCUGCUACAGGGGACCGGCUAUCAACAGCUCUGGUGAACCAGUCCACAGCGGCAGCGCCAGAAGCAGGCCCCGGGCCUGGGUCCGCGCCCGGGCAGGCUUCCGGCCAAGCAUUCAGCACGCAGCAGCAGCGCCAGCAGAUGCGGCAACGGGGAACCGGCCGUGGCGGCGAUAGAGGCGGUGUUGGUGGCCGGCCGCGGGUGCCGUCGGUGACAGUGAUGUCGCUCAGACCGCCGGUGGUCGUGAUGGACAGCAGGUGCUCCUUCGUGGGGUUUGAGUUCCACACCUCGGUGGCGCACAACGAGGUCAGCAUCUGCUGCUUCGGGCCGCACGCACCGCUGGCCAGGUUCGAUAACUGCACCUUCAGCGGUCGCACCGGGCUGCAAGUGCCGUACAGCAAGGGCAGCCAGACUCGGCUAGAACUGUACGACUGCAUCCUCAUCGGCACCACACAGUCCCUGGCGGGCGUCGAAAUGAACGCGGGUCAGCUGCGGAUGGUGCGCUGCGCCGUCCAGAACAACAGUGUGGGUGUGGAGGUCGGUCCGGCGGCGCUGGCCCGCCUUACGGACUGCGAGAUACGCUGGUGCAAUACCGCGUUGGUGGUGGACGGCUGCCUGGCCAUGGCACAGUGCCGGCUGUGGGGAAACGGAAAGGUUGGAAACCAGAACACGGAGGCGAGGCUGCGUGCCGCCAAGAGUUACUCAGAGGCGUGCCUUUCAGGUGCGGUGUGGCCCCUGCCAUGGCCACAGCAGCCUGGCCAACAGCAGCAGCCUGGCCAACAGCUGGAGCCUGGCCAACAGCAGCCGCCUGGCCUAAAGCAGGAGCCUGGCCUAAAGCAGGAGCCUGGCCUAAAGCAGGAGCCUGGCCUAAAGCAGGAGCCUGGCCUAAAGCAGGAGCCUGGCCUAAAGCAGGAGCCUGGCCUAAAGCAGGAGCCUGGCCAACAGCUGGAGCCUGGCCAACAGCAGCAGCCUGGCCAACAGCAGGAGCCUGGCCAACAGCAGGAGCCUGGCCAACAGCAGGAGCCUGGCCAACAGCAGGAGCCUGGCCAACAGCAGCAGCAGCGGCAGCCGGAUCGGUGCAGGGAGCUAAUGCUGCGGUCCCCGCGAGCCGCCGCGGCCGCUGCGGUGGAGAUCACAGCAGCUGCGGCGGCCGCAGCUUUCCCAGCUAGCAACCGGGGCCGUGGCCGCCGCGGCGCCGCCGCCGCCGCCGCCGGCGACCACACGCAGGCCGGCAGCAGCACCGCCGCAGCCGGUACCCGUGCCGUCACGGCGACCUACGUUGUGCAGGACAGCGUCCCGCCGCUGCAUCCUCAGGCUCUGGCGGCAGCACAAGCGACGGGGGCAGCUGGCGGGAGCCGCGGCAUUUCGGGUGGCGGUCUUAGCAGUCCCCAUCGGGUGGCUGAGCUGGCGGCAGUGCAGUGGGCGGAGGUGUCUGCUGCGUUUGCAAACAGGCGGCAACUUGUGCGGGUGCUGGACUGCGAGGUAGCUGCACCGCGGCUCAUCAUUCGCGAGGGCUUUCACAAGGAGGUUCGCAAGAAGGCACGGGAUCUUGUGCGGCAAGUGUACGGUGCACCUGACAGCGACCACUUGUCCUUGUGGGAGGUACUUGUGCACAGUGAUUUGGAUUCUGACGCGGAUGAGGAGGACGCGUCCGUCACCAGCGGCAGCGGCAUGGCAGAUGACGAUGACCUGGAUCUCGAGGAUGAGGAUGAAGAUCCACUGGAUGCGUUUGAUGAUCCAGACUUAGACGAGAGCGCUGAAGAAUCCCAGCCCGGAUCAGAUUCGGAUUCCGACAGCUCCUCCGGUCGCGAUGGCAGCCCCUCAGACCAUGACGGCUCAUCUGAUCCCGGGCCGGGAGCUGAGAUCCGAAUGGUGUGA
Molecule: messenger RNA, 2373 nt
Organism: Volvox carteri f. nagariensis
Lineage: Eukaryota; Viridiplantae; Chlorophyta; Chlorophyceae; Chlamydomonadales; Volvocaceae
Exons: 10
Coding region: 148-2373 (741 amino acids)
Biological process (GO): SCF-dependent proteasomal ubiquitin-dependent protein catabolic process
Cellular component (GO): SCF ubiquitin ligase complex
Molecular function (GO): protein binding
Source: RefSeq, a predicted model, not a curated record